CCGAGGCGGAGCUGGGUCUGAAUGAAGGCGCCGCGGGCCCGGGGCCGCGGGCGCCUCUGAGCGCCGAGGGGCCGCUCCCGUUUGCCCCUUCCUCCCUCCCUCCCCCUACGCCCUCGCCCCGGGCCCGGCCAUGUCUUACAACAAGAUCCCGCCGCGCUGGCUCCACUGCCCCAGGAGGGGACAGCCCGUGGCAGGGAAGUUUUUACCUUUGAAGACAAUGUUAGGACCAAGAUACGAUGAUCAGGUUGCUGAAGAAAAUCGUUUUCACCCAAGCAUGUUGUCCAACUAUUUGAAGAGUCUCAAGGUUAAAAUGGGUUUGCUGGUAGACUUGACCAACACCAAUAGAUUCUAUGAUAGGAACGAUAUACAGAAAGAGGGGAUUAAAUAUAUAAAGCUUCAGUGUAAGGGACAUGGUGAGUGCCCUACACCUGAGAAUACAGAAACAUUUAUCCGUGUUUGUGAACAUUUCAGUGAAAAGAAUCCCACAGAACUCAUAGGUGUCCAUUGCACACAUGGUUUCAAUAGAACUGGAUUUCUCAUCUGUGCCUUCUUGGUUGAGAAGCUGGACUGGAGUAUUGAGGCAGCUGUGGCUACCUUUGCUCAGGCCAGACCACCAGGUAUUUACAAAGGUGACUAUUUGAAGGAAUUAUUUCGUCGUUACGGAGAUGAAGAUGAUGCACCAUCACCACCUGAGCUACCAGAAUGGUGCUUUGAGGAUGACGAAGAGGAAGAUGAUGACAACGGUAAAACAGGAGGCCAAGAAUCAGAACCUGGAUCAUCAAGCACUUCCUUUGGCAAGAGGAGAAAAGAACACCUAAAACUGGGUGCAGUUUUCUUGGAAGGUGUAACAGUGAAAUACGUGAACCAGGUGACAACACAACCAAAGUUGGGAGGAAUACAGCAAAAGUGUCAGCAAUUCUGUGGAUGGGAAGGGUCUGGAUUCCCCGGAGCACAGCCUGUUUCCAUGGACAAGCAAAAUAUUAAAUUUCUGGAACAGAAACCAUACAAAGUUAGCUGGAAAGCAGACGGCACACGGUACAUGAUGCUGAUUGAUGGCAAGAAUGAAGUAUAUAUGAUUGAUAGAGACAACUCCAUAUUUCAUGUAUCUAAUCUGGAAUUUCCAUUUCGUAAAGAUCUUCGCAUGCAUCUAACAAACACUCUCCUAGAUGGGGAAAUGAUCGUCGACAAGGUCAAUGGACAGGUUGUUCCUCGGUACUUGAUAUAUGACAUUAUUAAGUUUAAUGGGCAGCCAGUUGGAGACUGUGAUUUUAAUGUUCGACUUUCAUGUAUAGAGAAAGAGAUUAUAUUUCCACGGCAUGAAAAAAUGAAGACUGGUCACAUUGACAAAGCACAGGAACCAUUCAGUGUUCGAAACAAACCAUUUUUUGACAUCUACGCUUCAAGAAAGCUCCUGGAAGGAAGCUUUGCUAGAGAAGUUAGCCAUGAAGUGGAUGGAUUGAUAUUUCAGCCUACAGGACUUGCAAAAGGAAUAGAUUUUGACUACUGGCGGUUUGACAGAGAACUCUACCCUUCAUGUUACUCACAGAAAAUACUUGUAUUCGGUUUUCAGAAAUACAAGCCUGGUCGAUGUGACGAUAUUCUGAAAUGGAAGCCACCCAGCCUGAACUCUGUUGAUUUUCGUCUGAAGAUAACGAGGAUUGGUGGAGAAGGGCUUCUCACCCAGAAUGUUGGUCUUCUUUACGUUGGAAACUUUGACAGACCUUUUGCACAGAUUAAGGUGACAAAAGAUCUGAAACAGUAUGACAACAAAAUCAUAGAAUGCAAGUUUGAGAACAACAGCUGGGUCUUCAUGAGGCAGAGAAUAGACAAAAGCUUUCCAAAUGCCUACAGCACUGCCAUGGCUGUAUGCAAUAGCAUCCAGAACCCGGUCACAAAGGAGAUACUAUUUGAGUUCAUCGACAGGUGUAUGGCAGCUUCUCAGGGACAGACGCGGAAGCACCACCUCGACCCCGACACGGAACUGAUGCCACCCCCACCACCCAAAAGGCCCCGCACCAUCACAUAGGCCUCGGGCACAGUGGGUGGCAUUUACACUGCUGCAGAAGGUGAAGUGCAAGUGUGAGGGCUGGGAAAAGAAACGCCUGAAUUGCUGUAAAUAUCUAGGUGUGGUUUCUUUGGUUUUGUUUUUCCAAAUUCCACAUCAUGAAUGGACAUUGUUUCGUAACUGAGAAGUUCAACCUUACCUUCUGAUAUUUGAAGAUGAAAUUUCCAAAGGUAUAGACAAGAACAGUACAGUGGAAUCAAGGGAAAGCUGUCUUGUUUAUAUACGGAUGUCUUUUCACCUUUAAUUUAUAAUGUCAGCAACCUGGAACUGCAAAAAUACUGGAAUGCUGUACUUUUUAGAAGCUGUGUUUAAAAAAAGAAAAAGUGUUGCUUUUUUCUUAAUGAUUAUCGUUAUUCAACUGGUUGCGGUUUGUCACCCGUAGUAUAAUUUAUCAGAGUUUCCCUGCAUUUCUGAGACUUGUGUUUAACAGCAAACAGCAAUGUUGUUUCUGCGCUGUGUUGGCUGACAACUAAGCCUUCUUAGGCUAAAAUCCACUAAUUUUAAAAUUAGCUGGGUUUUUGUUGUUGAAAUAUUAAAGAGGUGAAUCCCUCUUGUAAAUAGCAUCCUUUUGAAAAGAAGUGUUUUGAGUGUUUUGUUGGUUCUUUUGUUUUUCUUUUUGUUUUUUUUUUUUUGCUGUUUGAACCUAACACACCAAAUGUAUAGUGGGCUGAUUUUAGCUUUGCCUUCAAGUUCCUCUGUAGAUAAGGAAAUCAUUAAAUCUUUAGUAUUAAGGUCUCUGUUCCAAGACUGUUUCUAGUACAGGGCUUAGUUCUCCACAGUGGUACCACUGUAAAUGUUACUAAAAGUACACUUUGCUGUGACAUGCAAGAGUAAUAACCAGUGCUAAUAAUGAUGUCUCAGAUCCAGGAGCACUAUGGCAAAAGAAACGCCAGGCAGCUCCUUCAAGAAGGAGAAGGCAGUUCCAUGGGAGAGAGCCCUGCCUUAGGGCAAGUGUCCAGGCUGGGAUGGUCGCAGGGCAAAGAUGAACCCUGCAUGGUGUGGAUGGGGUUGGCUGUCCUGUGACACUGUGUGAAGCUGCUGGCUGACUUCCCUUCAUACGGCAUGAAGGAGCCGAUUAUUGGUACCUGGUGGCUUUCCUGUCUGCUAUCCAUAACACUGACUGUGAGAAGCUGCGUUCUGGUUGUCUCAUGGAGGAGCUGGUCUGAGCUGAAACCAAACGAUUGCAGAUUUUAAAGUUUACUGUGAAUUUAACAAACAGGGAUCUGAUCGGUUGUUGCUGUAGUUCACUGAGUGUCAGGACAAGUCAUCCAUUCAUCCAGCAGCCUGAUCUGUAAAGACCAUUGCUGUGUUACAGCUAAAAUACAUUCAAUCAGUUUUAAUCUUUGGAAGCAAAAUUAACUCCUGCAGUUUAUUUUUUUUCCAUAGGGAAACUUUAGGACUAUGCUUUGUGGUGGCUUCUCUCACUGCUUCAAUCCGUUGUGUAAAUGCACAUGGCAUCGCUCAGAUGGCAUUCCCAGCAUCUCUUUCUGGGAUAUCCUACAUGUGUCUCAGAAAACUGAAGGAGAUACAUAAGCAUCUUUUUUUACUGUGGUAAAACUUGAGGGGAAAAAAUGUGUUCAUCAAGGCUCUGUACAUAGUUUCUGCAUAUUGUCUAUAGAAAAGAUAUAAUAUCACCUAUGCAAGGUUGCAAAAUUAUCUCCUAAGAAGAGCCUUAUGAAGUUGAUGUGAAAACCUAUGCAUCCUCUGCACAUCUUGCAUUGAAACACACAGUUAAAUAUUUCUUCACGUAGUAAAAAGAUUUCCCUCUCCAUUAAACUCAUCAUUAAGAUUGUCAUAACAAACUUUUUGUCACCAAUCCUCAUGGUUCUAUGGCAGUUCUAACUUACAAGAUGAUUGCAGCCUUUUAAAUGAGUUAUUGCAUUUCGUUCUUUUAAGGUUUGUCCAAGCUGCCUCCUUCUUUCUCCUUCCCAGCAUUGACUUGUAUUUCGACAAGACCUAGCUUCUGGUUUUCCUUUUACGUUAGAGCUGCAGGAAUCGAGCUGCAGCUCUCCUCCGUGUGCAUUCCGCCAAGCUCGUGAAUGUGCUGUGGCCCUUGUGUUUGGACUGUGUCUUUUUUUGCACUCCUCUUGAAAUGGAUAUUUUGAAAAAGCAGUGAUGAGGAAGUUCAGAGCUCCACAUUCAUAUUCAGUUGUAGAACUAUCCUUGCGCUACGACCUGUAGCAUUUUAGAGAGGUCAAUUUGCUUUGCUUUUUCGGAAGAGGAAUCUACUGAGCAAGGGUUGAACGAAGAACCUGAUGAAAACAAAUGGAAUUUCAUUUGGACCAGCUGGGUUUCAUGCUACGAGAAGUGCAAACUUCCUUUGUCUGCUACUAGAAAUUCAAGACUGAAACAAAGAAGAGUCUGUUCCAGGAAAACAAUAAUAAUUUUUUAAAAAAACAUAACUUGUCUAUUCUUUGGUGUACAGCAUGUUUCCAUCCACUGUUUCGUCAUUUGUUAAAUAUAUAAUUAAAAUUUGGUUUCAGUGGAGUUUCCAAAAAAUGUAAGUACAUUCCUCUACAAACUGUAUUAAGUAUUUUAAUAAAGUCAGUGGUUUAAAAUAC
This is a messenger RNA of Lagopus muta (rock ptarmigan), 4626 nucleotides long. It is a transcript of the gene RNGTT, whose product is annotated as RNA guanylyltransferase and 5'-phosphatase. Gene Ontology annotation, molecular function: ATP binding; mRNA 5'-triphosphate monophosphatase activity; protein tyrosine/serine/threonine phosphatase activity. The transcript has 17 exons. Bases 131 to 2026 code for a protein of 631 amino acids. The record is from RefSeq and is a predicted model, not a curated record. Lineage: Eukaryota; Metazoa; Chordata; Aves; Galliformes; Phasianidae. Gene Ontology annotation, biological process: 7-methylguanosine mRNA capping; protein dephosphorylation.